This is a messenger RNA of Staurois parvus, 444 nucleotides long. Lineage: Eukaryota; Metazoa; Chordata; Amphibia; Anura; Ranidae. The record is from the annotation of a GenBank genome assembly.
GGUCACCAGGCAUCAGGUCAUUUGGCUCGACAGCGGGCACCCGCGUCAUCUGGCAAGGCAGUGGGCUCCGAGUCAACAGGCACGACAGUGGGCACCGGGUCAUCAGGUACCGGAUUGGGCUCGACAGCAGGCAUCGGGUCACCAGGUAUGACAGCGGGCACUGGGUCACCAGGCAUCAGGUCAUUUGGCUUGCCAGCGGGCACCGCGUCAUCUGGCAAGGCAGUGGGCACCGGGUCACCAGGCAUUGGAUCGUCUGGCUCGACAGCGGGCAUUGGGUCACCAGGCAUCAGGUCAUUUGGCUCGCCAGCGGGCACCGCGUCAUCUGGCAAGGCAGUGGGCACCGAGUCACCAGGUACGACAGCGGGCUCUGAGUCAAUUGGCACGACAGCGGGCCGGAUCAGGUACCGGAUCAUCUGGAUCAACAGCGGGCAUCGAGUCAACUGG